Uranotaenia lowii is the source of this 3205-nucleotide messenger RNA. RefSeq lists its product as uncharacterized. The record is from RefSeq and is a predicted model, not a curated record. Lineage: Eukaryota; Metazoa; Arthropoda; Insecta; Diptera; Culicidae. The transcript has 6 exons. Bases 644 to 2572 code for a protein of 642 amino acids.
AGGCGUAAUGCCAAUAACCCUUUCGUGUUGUGUGAAGCAUAAAUGUGCGAGCAUGUCUGGCAAAUUUAUUCUGUUCUAAGCUGGUUUCAAAUGGCUUGCUUUUGGCUUGUAAAGGAAGGUUCAAAAAAGUUGGUACUGUGCUCGGAGGAAAUAGAAAAAUAUUUUGGACAAAUAGCCGGUCCCAGUCUUUGGAACGGCAAAGUUCUGUUAGAAUCAAAGCUACAGCGAAACACGCACCCCUACCCUAAUUAAUAGCAUGAGAAAUAAACGAGCCAAUAUUUGGCUAUCCUUCUAGGGACAGGAAGAAAGCGACGAACAAUUUUGACGGCGAAUAGAAAAGUUUGUGGUGACGAAACCAGUGCAAAAUCACUUUAUCCCGGGGGGUUAGUUGAGAAACAGAGAUGCAAUCUGCUAUGACGGCGAGCUGCCAUUAUUGAUAGUGAGAGCAUUUCACAUGCCUAACCUCACGUGCACUUGCAAACUGUGACGACCUAAGCGCUGGCCCUUCAUCAAUCAGCACAGCUGAAAGUUCAGCACCAUAGGUUCUAUCUUCGGCAUUGUUACCAUUUCCAUCACACAUCAAUAGUGCUCGAUAGUUCUCUACCUAGUUCGUAUCAGUAGAAGCUCCGAUGUUGUAACGAUCAUGCACAAUCUCAGGAAAUGUUCCCGUCGAAAUUUGCUUCUAUUGUUCGCAGUCGUCAUCGGCUAUUUACUGGUGGACUAUGUGAUCAACAGCCGCGACUACGUAGACAAUCGGGAGAAAAUAAGCCUGAUUGAAGAAUCAAUUAGGUCGUUGGCUAAUCAAGGGGCCUGCAAAAUGCCCAAUCUGCCAGUGGAAUCGCCGGAAAUGCUUAGUUUUAUGAAGGAUGAACCGCCGAUCGAAUGUGGGGAUGAAAAUGACGAUUGGGUUACGUGCCAUAAAUCAACCUGCACCAUCAAGCCAGAAGUGGUUAAGGUUCGCGGUAAGAUAACCUGUGAUUUCUCCGAUAUCUCACGAGUCGACGAUAACAAAUUAGCUUACGGACCGCCCGUUCGAACAAGUCACAGCUAUAAGCUUGAGAAAAGUGAUUUUGCCCGGGCCCGAUGCUGGACCGAAUCAAGAUUUCGGUGGAAUGGAGUAGUUAUUGGUAUCCGGGAGGAUAAUAAUAUUCGCAGCCGUACCAGUUGGAAUAAGGAAAAUACACUGAACGUUUUGAUGAUCGGUUACGAUUCGCUCAGUAGAAAUGCAUUCAUCAGAAAAUUACCAAAGGCGUAUAAAUAUUUGACAAAAUAUUUAAAAGCAGAUGUUCUUCAGGGAUAUAAUAUUAUAGGUGACGGUACACCGCAAGCAUUGAUUCCGUUGCUAACGGGGUUUACGGAACUAGAGCUGCCGGAAACGCGUAGGAGAAUGAAGAAUUCCGAAUUUGUCAAUGUAUACCCCAUGGUUUGGAAUGAAUACGAAAAAUAUGGAUAUGUGACGGCAUUCAACGAAGAUGUUCCGCACAUCGGUACCUUUUCAUACCGAUUGAAUGGAUUCGAUGCUCAACCAACUGAUCAUUACAUGCGCACAUAUUAUCUCGCAAUAGAAAGUCAACUUAGCUAUUACAAACGUUUAUGCGUAGGGGCACAGCCUCGGCACAAGAUUAUGCUCGACUAUACUAAAGAAUUUAUGUUAAGUUAUACCGCAAAUCCACGAUUCGUUUUUAGCUUUCAUGGCGAAUUAUCUCACGAUUCUAUCAAUCUAGUCGGAGUAGCCGAUACCGAUAUCGCCAACUGGCUGGUGGAGCUAAAACAGUCAGGAGUAUUGAACAACACAAUCCUCAUCAUGAUGUCCGAUCACGGUAAUCGGUUUGCCGAGGUGCGCAACACUCUGCAAGGCAAGCAGGAGGAACGGUUACCGUUUUUCGCUUUCGCUUUUCCCGAAUGGUUCAAGCGUCAAUACGCAGAACAGUACAAUCAAUUUCAAACCAAUUUAAAUCGGCUUGUGACUCCAUUUGACGUACAUGAAACGCUUCAGGAUAUUUUGAAUCUGCAGAAUCUCAAAACGAAGCAACGACCUGCACAUACCCGGGCACUUUCGCUUUUUGAGGAAAUUCCUCAAAACCGCUCCUGUGCAGAUGCCUACAUUGAACCGCAUUGGUGCGCUUGUUUGAAUUGGGAAACGAUUCAGGAUCACUCGUCCGAGGAAGUGUUUCGCUCGGCCAUGGCAGUGGUAGAAUUCAUCAAUAAAUAUACCGAAAGGCAUCGAGGAAUAUGUGCUUCACUAACGCUGGAUACGAUAGAAUGGGCCGCGAAGUUGUCUCCUCAUGACGAUCUAGUCAAAUUCAAACAGAACAAAGAUACUGAUGGAUUUCUGGGCGAUUUCAGUUCAACCGGAACUAAAAUUGCGCACGACAUGUACCAAGUCAAAAUAGUGACUAUUCCCGGAAAGGCUAUAUAUGAGGGCAGUGUGCUUCACGACAUUGCCAAAAAUCAGUACCGUGUCAAGCUGAGCGAUAUCUCGCGCAUUAACAAAUACGGAUCGCAGGCGAACUGUAUCUACGAGAAAGAUCCAGAAAUGAGAAAGUACUGCUAUUGUAAGAAUCAAGAGUAACAACUGAAUUUUGUUCCUUUAACGGUCACAUGGAUGUGUGUGGUUUUGAAAGCCUAAAACAACAUUUAGACGAAUAGUUUAAGUGAGUAAAAUGGUAUUAUUCAUUCGAAACAGAAGAUGAAAACAAGAAUCUCAAAGAGACAUAAUUUUUGUAUUAUAUUUUUGGUUAUUAAUAGAAACUAUUAUCAAAACUUAUAGAAGCCACAAUUUAAAUAAAUACAAAUAUUUGUGAAAAUAUUUUAGAUGUGCAAGAGAAAUGUAAUAUUUUUGAGAGCCAUGAAUAUUAUUAGUUCUUGUAAAAUGUAUACUUUAGUAACUGCUCAGUUGCAAGCAAAUCGAUAAAGUGGGUAUUAUUGACCCAAACAAAUGUAGCUCGUAGAUUUUUUUAUUGUCAAGAAAAUGUUACCCAAAGGUUUUUCAUACAUAACAUAAAAUGUUACGCUUAUUAUUUAUUAUUCGAAUUGGUUCAAAAGAAGAAUCUUUGAAGAAUUGUUUUUUUUUUAAGAUUUCGACAUGAAAUCAGACAGUUCAUUUUUCGUUUGUCCUAUGAAUAUCACAGCUGCUUCAUCAAGAUCUGAAAUAUGUAUGUUUGAUUUUUUUUAAUUGCAUAUGUAAUAAAAAUCUGAAAAGCUA